AUGGCCUACGAGACAGAAGAUCAUGAGAUUCAAUACUGCUUUCCUGCCAUGAACUCUUCAUGUUUCAAGAAGCUUCACACUCCAACCAACCUGAUCAUUCUCUCUCUGGGUGUGGCCGACAUGCUUAUUGGAAUUGUGAUGCCCAGUGAGGCCAUAUAUCUAAUUGAGACAUGUUGGUACUUUGGAGACACUUUUUGUGGAGUCUAUUUAAUAUUUAUUUCAAUGCUUCUCUCGGCAUCUCUUAGUAAUUUAGUUUUAAUUGCUGUUGAUCGUUAUGUGGCUGUUUGUCACCCUUUACAGUACCCACAGAAAAUAACCAUGACUAAAACAUUAAUAAGCAUCUCUUUAAGCUGGGUUUGCUCCUCAACUUACAGCACUGUCUUUGUAAUUAAUAACAGUUUGCACAAAACAAACAUGUGUUUUGGAAAGUGCUCAGUUAUGAUUGUUUUUGCUUGGAGUGUCACUGAUCUGAUCUUGUGUUUUAUGUUUCCUUGUAUCCUGAUCAUAUCUUUAUAUUUGAGGAUUUUCUAUGUUGUACAUCAGCAAGUGAAAGUUAUAAACACCCUGAUGAAGGGUGGUAAAUGUGUUAAUGAAGGUUCAGUGAGAAGGAAAUCUGAGAGCAAAGCUGCUCUGACAUUAGGAAUCAUUGUCACAGUUUAUCUGCUUUGUUGGAUUCCGUACUAUAUCUGUUCCAUAUCAGCAGUUUCUUCCACAACCAUAAAUGUUUUGAUGUGGGUCGUGUAUAUUAACUCAAGUCUGAAUCCUAUGGUCUAUGCUUUAUUUUACCCCUGGUUUAAAAAGACAGUUAAACUCAUCUUAACUCUGAAAAUAUUUCAGGCAGAAUCCUCUCUGGUGUCCUCAUAUGAGAAACCAAUGUCCUGUUUCACAUUCUGA
Molecule: messenger RNA, 894 nt
Organism: Carassius gibelio (silver crucian carp)
Lineage: Eukaryota; Metazoa; Chordata; Actinopteri; Cypriniformes; Cyprinidae
Product: trace amine-associated receptor 13c-like
Exons: 3
Coding region: 1-894 (297 amino acids)
Biological process (GO): G protein-coupled receptor signaling pathway
Cellular component (GO): membrane
Molecular function (GO): trace-amine receptor activity
Source: RefSeq, a predicted model, not a curated record